AUGUCUGACGGAGUUUUAAAGCCCGAGAAGGACUUCUCGAAGGAGGUUGACCAGCAGCUUCCCGAAGCUGAGAAGCUGGCUGCGUCCGGUAACCUCCAAGGCGCCAUUGAGAAGCUUGCUGCGCUCGAGAAGCAAACCCGACAAGCCUCUGAUCUUGCGUCCACAUCACGAGUCCUGAUCGCAAUCGUAACACUAUGCAAAAAUGCGGGCGAUUGGAGCUUGUUGAACGACCAGACCUUGGUCUUGUCCAAGAAGCACAGUCAACUCAAGCAAGCCAUCACAAAGAUGGUCCAGACCGUCAUGGGCUUCCUCGACGACACUCCCGACCUCAAGACCAAGCUGUCUGUAAUCGAGACUCUGCGGACAGUAACAGAGGGAAAGAUCUUUGUCGAAGUCGAACGAGCCCGUGUCACCAAGAUCCUUUCCGACAUUAAGAAGAAGCAGGGUGAUCUAAAGUCAGCCACCGAGAUUCUUUGCGAGCUGCAAGUCGAGACCUUUGGUUCCAUGGAUCGACGGGAAAAGACCGAAUUUAUUUUGGCGCAGGUUGAGCUCUGCAUUGAGAGCGGAGACUGGACACAGGCUGCUAUUCUAGGUCGCAAGAUCAGCACCCGCUAUCUUUCUCGCAAGCCUAAAAAGACAGCCGAACAGCUUGAGAAGGAGCAAAAGGAGCGUGAAAAGAAGAAGGCCCGCGGCGAGGAGGUACCCGAAGAGAAGGAGGACGACACAACUGAUCUGAAGCUGCGUUACUACGAGCAGCAGAUCAUUCUUGCCAAGCACGAGGAGAAGUAUCUGGAUGUGUGCAAGCAUUAUCGGCAGGUUCUGGACACAGAAGCAGUCGAGGAAGACCCAGCCAAGCUUCGACCUGUCCUGCAACGCAUCAUCUACUUUGUCAUCCUUGCUCCCUAUGACAACGAACAGCACGAUCUUCUCCACCGAAUCCACAAAGAUACACGCAACUCCGAAGUUCCAGCUGAAGCAGAGCUUCUGCGACUCUUUACUGUUCAUGAGUUGAUGCGAUGGCCAGAGAUUUCUAAGAGAUUCGGCCCUCACCUCUGCAGUACCGAUGUCUUUGACGCCCAGCUAGGUCAAUCUUCGGACGACAAAGCUCACCAGCGAUGGCAAGAUCUGCGAAAGCGAGUGAUUGAGCACAACGUUCGAGUUAUUGCCAAGUACUAUACUCGCAUCCAGAUGAGCCGCCUGACUCAGCUACUUGAUCUUGCCGAGGACGAGACAGAGAAGUACAUCAGCGAGCUUGUAACUUCCAAGACCGUCUACGCCAAAAUUGACCGACCCGCACGAAUUGUGAGCUUCGCAAAGCCUAGAGAUGCUGACGAUGUCCUCAACGAAUGGAGUCACAACAUGAAGAGUCUCCUGGGACUAUUGGAAAGAAUUGAUCAUCUCAUCACCAAGGAGGAGAUGAUGGCACGAAUCCAGCCUGCGAAAUAA
This is a messenger RNA of Fusarium proliferatum ET1, 1446 nucleotides long. RefSeq lists its product as uncharacterized. The record is from RefSeq and is a predicted model, not a curated record. The transcript is spliced from 4 exons. Gene Ontology annotation, cellular component: proteasome regulatory particle, lid subcomplex; nuclear proteasome complex; cytoplasm. Bases 1 to 1446 code for a protein of 481 amino acids. Lineage: Eukaryota; Fungi; Ascomycota; Sordariomycetes; Hypocreales; Nectriaceae.